GAAGACUGGAGGGAUGAGGGAAUCAAAAUACUUAAGUCCCAAGACUGGGAGAUGGGUGAAAAGACCGGGCUUGAUUUAUGCUAUAUCUUGUGUAAAUUCACAGUCAAGUAGUUCAGAGCUGGCGGGCAAGGAAGAGCUAAAGGCGCGGGGCUGAAGGUGAGGUCAGGAUAAAGACCCGGGUUUGGGAGCCCUCGCCCAGAAGGAAACAGUUCUUAAAGACGGCCUUGGAGGUGCCUGCUCAUUACCAGCCUCGGAGUACGGACGAGGGGGUUCUUUGCUUCUCUCGCUGCCCCUGUCCCAGAGAGGGGCGAAAGCGCGGGUGGGGCAGGCGGUUGGAAUGGUCUCUUCUGGUCCUUGAAGACAGCGUCCCUUGGUGGUAGAGACUGGUCUCGGAGCAUUCAACCUCCACUCUCAGAAAGACCGCUGCACUCGGGCGCAGAGGACCGCACCAUUUUCCUCUCUUCUAGCGUCCCGCGCCCCAGGAUGCUCAUCCGGAAAAAGGGCACUCUGCUCCCCGGGCGUCGGAGCCAAGACUCCCGGCGCCCAGAGCGGCCUAUCCGCCCCUAAGGCGCUUAAAGCUGUCAUCGCCGUACUAGGCGCCCGUCGGUUCCCAAAGCUGCCUUUCCCGGGUUCACAGGCCAAGCCGUCCCCUUCCGCCGCCAGCCGGAAGUGCCUGCAAGUCGAGGUGGAGGGGCUUCCACGGGCCGCGAGGUGACCUGGGCUCGCCAUGGCGGCCUCCUUGGCGGGGAAGAAGAUCGUGUUUGUCACGGGGAACGCCAAGAAGCUGGAGGAGGUCAUUCAGAUUCUGGGAGAUAAGUUUCCAUGUAUUUUGGUGGCACAGAAAAUUGACCUGCCGGAGUACCAGGGAGAGCCUGACGAGAUUUCCAUACAGAAGUGUAAGGAAGCAGCUCGCCAGGUGCAGGGGCCUGUACUGGUGGAGGACACCUGUCUGUGCUUCAACGCCCUCGGGGGCCUCCCUGGCCCCUACAUAAAAUGGUUUCUGGAGAAGUUAAAGCCUGAAGGUCUCCACCAACUCCUGGCCGGGUUCGAGGACAAGUCAGCCUAUGCACUCUGCACAUUCGCUCUCAGCACUGGGGACCCAAGUGAGCCCGUGCGCCUGUUUAGGGGCAGGACCUCGGGCCAGAUUGUGGUACCCCGAGGCUGUCGCGACUUUGGCUGGGACCCCUGCUUUCAGCCUGAUGGAUACGAGCAGACGUAUGCAGAGAUGCCCAAAGCUGAGAAGAAUGCCAUCUCCCAUCGCUUCCGGGCCCUUCGUGAGCUGCAGGAAUACUUUGGCGGCCUGACUCCCAGGACGGGUGAUGAGCACGCUGGCUAGGGAUCUGGAGAAGGCUAUCCUGAAACCUCCCCCAUCAGGCAGGCGCCCCUCCAAGUCCAUCCUUCAGGGGUACCACUUCCUGGGAGUGUUGAGACUUGACAGCCUCACUAGUUUGGAGGAGCAGCUGGCUCUGUUUGGAGAGGUUUUCGGCAAGGGACACCGGUGUCUUCCCCUUGCGGGUUCAGUGGCCUCUCCUACAACCUCCAGCCCGGGAUCCUGAAAGGCCUUUGAGUGUUAAGCUGGCCUUGUCAGAAUUGAGGGUUUGGGAAAAAACCACACAGUCUUAGUGUUUUUAAAAUACAGCAAAUAAAGAUUCUGGAAGGCACUACAAAAUAAACUGGA
Rhinolophus ferrumequinum (greater horseshoe bat) is the source of this 1678-nucleotide messenger RNA. It is a transcript of the gene ITPA, whose product is annotated as inosine triphosphatase. Gene Ontology annotation, cellular component: cytoplasm. Gene Ontology annotation, biological process: nucleoside triphosphate catabolic process. Gene Ontology annotation, molecular function: nucleoside triphosphate diphosphatase activity. Bases 728 to 1336 code for a protein of 202 amino acids. The transcript is spliced from 8 exons. The record is from RefSeq and is a predicted model, not a curated record. NCBI's taxonomy places the organism in Eukaryota, Metazoa, Chordata, Mammalia, Chiroptera, Rhinolophidae.